This is a messenger RNA of Poecilia reticulata (guppy), 2423 nucleotides long. The record is from RefSeq and is a predicted model, not a curated record. NCBI's taxonomy places the organism in Eukaryota, Metazoa, Chordata, Actinopteri, Cyprinodontiformes, Poeciliidae.
UUCUUUCCAUUUCUCUGCAGACAUGGGAGUGCUUAUGUCAAAGAAGCAGCAGGUGGAGAAGGUGCAGAAAUGCAGUGCGGUCGUCUCGGCCUUCCAGGCCGGCAUUAAGGAUCGUGCAGUCAAGCAGACAGACGCGGAAGUGGGGGAAGGUGUAGAAGAUGCCAAAACYUCAGCCGGUCCCAACGACAAAAACACAGAGGAAGUCAGACCAGAGGAAACAGACAAUAAYGCAGGUCCGUCAACCUCCCAACAGGCCUCCGCUCCAGUUAGAGAUGAAUGUAAAGUCAACCAGGAAGCGUGGUCGAGGUUAAGGGACGGGAAAGGUGUGGAGCCGGAAGACCUCGACAAGAGCCAUCAACUCACACCUCCUGCUUUUGUCCGACCAAAAAGGGAACCGGAUGAUGACCAGCCUGUUGAGGUGGACCUGGAAAACAAAGAGCAGCCGCCGAGCGACGAGAUGUGUGAUGUCUGUGAGGUGUGGACGGCGGACGACCUCUACCCCUGCAGGAUCUGCACGCGGGUGUUCCAUGACGGCUGUCUGAGGGAGCUGGGAUAUCUUCGUGCCGAGGCCUUGCAGGAGAUGAGAGACACGGCCCACACUGUGACCGGCUGGAGCUGCUACUAUUGUGUGAGUCAGCAAUGGACAACCAGCAUGAACUCGCUUUAUAGUGCAGUUGCCGUUGUAGAGUCAUGCCUGGUGUCAGAUGAGCUGCUGCAGUACCGCCACUUUGUAUCCAAGCAGCAGUUUGAGAAGGACCUGAGUGAUGAGCAAGAGGAGGAGGUCUUAGCCCAGUUUGCUUCUCUGGAUCCUGAGAAGAAGGGUCACAUCGAAUGGUCAGACUUUCUCUACUUUGAGUCGCUGGCUGUUCUAAGGAAUUUCAGGACUGAGAACUCACUGGUGCGUCUGUUGAGCGCUAAGGAGAGAAACAAGGCAAGAGCGGUUUUUCAAGGACUGGUCACGGAAAAAGACGACGUGGUCACCAGAGCAGAAUGCCGCCAGGCCCAGCAGUCCUGGUUCCACAAGCUCAAAGAUCCUCAAUCCUGCAAUGUGAGCAUAAGUCAUGUUGGGCCCAUCUGUGAGAGCAGUCCAGCCAGCUCUGGAAGCGAAAGGAGCAAGACUGAUGAAAACAGGCCAUUGACCUGGGCAGACUUUUUAAGCGAGAGUGCCAUCUACAUUUUGGCAGCUCGGCCUAAUAGCUCUGCCAUGCACAUCCGGAUGCCUCUAUAGUCCAGGUUCCUCCAGUGCAGCCUGCAGAGAGAGGAAGAGCGACGUAGUCCACGGAUGAACAGGGGGAAGAGAUAAACAUGCCGACAUGAUGUCAUGACGAGUGAGACUGAGGAAACCGAUUGAAGCACCAAGAGGUAGUAGCGAAUGAAGCAAUCAUCAGAAACUCUCCUCUCCAGUGUCACUUCAGCACAACAACACAGGCAACAUGAAUGUGUUUGAUACACAGACACCCCAAGUGGAAGCAGCUGUCACAGCUCCAAACACCAAACAGUUUCCAAAACGCGUAAGAGAUACGAUGGGAAGGACAGCCACCCCUCUUCAUGAUUAGCCGGUUUGUGAAAUUUCUGAAACUUUGGGUGUCUCUAUUAAAAGCCAGGAUGCUAAAAGUGACAAAAUGCCAUCUGAGGUAAAUAACACACAUUUCCAAGUGGGUUCGUUAGUGUGACAAGCUGUUGCUCUGUUCCAAGUAUUUACUUCAARCUUCACCAUGUGCUUAUGACAAACACGUGACAUUGUAUUGGGUUUUCAGUUCACCAUCAGAGCCCCUGGYKAAUCARUGCURUCUACAUACAAUAAAAGCCAACUGCUACACACACCAAUAUAAAUUAUUAUUCAUUAAAGCUGUAUUUAUUCCUGUAUCUUUAGACGUAUCCUCUGUUUAUCCCAGUUUCAUCCAAGAAUAUGUGUUCUUCUGAAAUACUAACUGUGAAAAGGAUGUGAACRUUAAUGAAAGCUAACCUUCAAAGUGACAUGUACGUAUAUGUAUAUAUGCUGCCAUAUAGUCCUAUUGCUUUUGUUGUGCUCUCCGAGCUGCACUAUGACAACGUAAAAACAAUCGCUUGUUUCGUUCUAAUCACAAUAUUUGCACCGUGAGAAUGAUAUAAAAUUUAAUCAUUGUCUGACAUAAACACUGUAAUGAAUUAGUGAAAGAAAGUGAGAUGCGACAGAAAUGGGGUUUCUUUCCUAACAGGCGUAGCUAUUGAGAGAAAAGAAAAGGGUUGCCAGGAAAAAGAUGGACUGAAAGAGUGUAAAUGAGAUUUCCCUUUAAACCGYUGGGGCAUUGGACAUUGUGUAGUGUAUAUGAACGAUGUAUGCCUUGUUCUUUUAAUGAAUAAAGUGUAGAAAUAAGAUUUAAACUUGUCGGUUGAAGAGAUAUGUCACAGUGUUGUAAUAAACACUUGGAAUUUACACUUUA